Dendroctonus ponderosae (mountain pine beetle) is the source of this 1926-nucleotide messenger RNA. RefSeq lists its product as uncharacterized. Lineage: Eukaryota; Metazoa; Arthropoda; Insecta; Coleoptera; Curculionidae. The transcript is spliced from 6 exons. The coding region runs from base 258 to 1388 and encodes 376 amino acids. The record is from RefSeq and is a predicted model, not a curated record.
AUAUUCAAAUAGUUGCAAAUAACCUGCCAAGGUAUUACUCAUACGGUCUCUUGCCUCACCCACUUUUUUAACAGCGAACCAGCGUGUUAAAACCAUGUCUUGGUUCCUUCGGUUCUUCUGGUGAUUUUGCCAUAUAUCUGGAUUGUUUUUCUUUUUGUGGAAAUUAUGCGUGCUUGUGCGUGUUCGGGUUCUGAUUGUGUGUGAAAAUGUUUUUAAAUCUUUGGCGAAAUUGUAAAUUUAAAUGAUUUUUCCUUCCAAUGGCUUUUAUCGAAAAGUGCUUUUGCUGUAGUUUGCCGAUUGCUUGUGGAUUUUUUUCUGCCUAUUUAUUGAUUGCUUAUUUGAUUGCUUUCGCCUUCGAGUUGAUAUGGAUCAUCUUGGAAUCUUCAAAAACGCUUCCUGCAGCUGCAGUCUUACUUUCAGCCGGUUACUUUGCUAUGAGCCUGUUUGCCGCAUUACUUCUGCAUGGAUUGGCUACGAAAAACACUCUAUGCCUGGUUACUUGGAUGUUUGCCGUAACAAUCCUCACAUUUCCCGAGGCAGGUCUGGUAAUUUACAUGAGUGUCGACCAUUGGGGCGUAGCUCACAUUUACGGAAUCACCGAGCUCACUUGCUGGCUCUUGCGAAUAAUCGUCAACCUAAUCCAGAUAGUCCUGAUCCAGUCGCUUUACUCCCUGUGGAAGGAUGACGAUUUGAUGGUCAAAAGGAUGCAAACACUUGGAGGGAUGGGAAUGAAUGGGGAAAAUGGCUCCACGCUCAACAGCCAGUAUUACCAGAACAAUGGCUUCGAAGUGGAGGGCGGCGACCAGCUGGAUGGAGGCUUAAAGAGGUAUGGUUCCAUGCCCCAUUUAUGGAGCAACCUGCAUAUGAUGCCGCUGCAAGUUCCCUAUCACUUUUCCACCACAAGUAGCGAAUUUAACGCCAGCGUUUACGUGCCAGGAGUGGAAAAUCCUGAUACAAUCGAUAAAAAAUCCCAUUCGCUUAUGGAUCUCCGGCUUCUGGACCAUCCCUCUAAUAUUAGUUACGCCCAGCAAUGGCUUUCGGGCUCAAUAAACGACCCUAACAGUCUACUGAUGCAACCGACUGUCUACGGGGAAAAACCACCAAAAAGAGCCAUGUCAGAGAUCAAUUAUUCCACCGUUCCUUCGAAGCUAUCGCGAUGCAAAUCAGUGGAUACUCUGGAUGGGAGCAAAAGCAGCCAUAUAAUUAGGAACCGGUCAGGGUUUUAUGCCCAGCCCAUGGAAAACUACGGGGUUCCGAUCUAUUACGGCCCUUUGGAUGGGCCGGAUUUUCUCAUCUACAAAAAGCAGCUGGAACGGCUCAAUAGCAGGAACUCGCUCAGCAACAAUUCAGCUGAUGAAAUUUCCAAGUACCGCGAUGUGGCUUUGUAGUAUUUUUUUAGAGACGAGUUGGAAACUAAUCUAUGCAUUAGGGUGGUAUUUAUAGGUUCCCAUUGCUGGACAAAUGCUGGCAGUGUUUGUGCAAUUUUCACUUCACAGUUGAGUUUCAUCCUCGAUAAAGUACUUAAACAUUACAAACGUCUAGACCUAAGUAAAAGUUUUACAUCAGGCAUGUUUUUCUAGAUAUUCAACAAUAUGCUCUGCAGUAACAAGUUGCAAAGUUGCUGAUAUUCAGUGGCUGUGAUUGUUGGUUCAAGUCAGCAACACACUUUAUAUUGUGGCGCAUCCAAUAAGGUUGUUUGCAAUAUGUUGAGACAAAUCUCUUUGUACAUAAACCCCGUCCUUUAAUCAUGAAAGAAAAUUGCACCACUUAAAACAAACUGUAAAUAACACUAUUCUACUAAGACGCUUUCCCACGUUGUUAAUUGAAGAUUAAUAUAUGAUGUUUUUAACAAAAAACCGGUGUUUUGGGCAUGUUUACCUUCAGUCGGUCGAUGAGCCCCAUGGAGGCGUCAUGGGGGCAGGAUUC